AUGCAGCACCGCGUCUUCCUCUCGCUGGCUCUAUGCCUUCUUGCCGUAGACACGGCCGCCGCCAAAACGUGUCGGCAUCGCACGAAGACGACUACUCCAGCGAGCGCUGUCUCCUCGACCGAGACACCGGCUACUCCGAUAUCCUCUGUCUCAGUCUCUUCAGUCAGCUUCGAUUCAACCCCCAGUGCAUCUGCCACCCCUUCUGAUGCCACACCAUCGACCAUUGAAUCCACCCCCAGCGCUUCCACGCCUUCAUCGUCAGCCGUAGGCGCCACAGACACGCCUUCGUCCUUUUCUACACCCUCAUCUACCAUUGAGCCCUCAUCCACCGCCGAAUCUUCAUCCACUCCUACGCCCUCAUCGACCCUUGAACCCUCAUCUACGAUUGUAUCGUCAUCGACUAUCGAAACCUCCUCUACUCCUACGCCUUCAUCGGCUACCACGUUGUCGACAUCCACCGUUUUGUCUUCAACCUCAUCCUCAUCUUCAUCCUCAGCCGCACCAGCUCCCACUGAAAUCACGCCCUUCCAACUUUACGCCGCGUCAACUGGCCAAUAUGUCCAAGUACCGGCUGCUGCCAACAGUUAUCUGACGUAUCAAUCCGGUGGCUCCACCUCCACCUUCGUCAUUGAUGAGGGGACAGGCUACCUGCGCCUCAACGGGGGCGCCUUUGUGUGCGCAAGCUAUGCAUACAGCUACCAAACUGGGCUUGUUCUCUGCACUACGGCACCCCCGAUCACAGCCAGCAACCGGCGUUACGUCUCUUGUGAGCAGUCGCUCGACGACCAUGCCGUGACGUGCUCAGUACCAAUUGUGUCCUGUACUCCGGGCGGCUGCAGCAUUCAAUCCGGUCAAUACGACCAGUUCUCCAUCGACAGCCAGACCACGGGUAACGUGGUGUUCCUCUCCAGCAGCGGAACAACACGCUCUAAUGUCGUUCCUCGUCCGGUGACGGCCGUGGAGCCCGUUCCCACCUAG
This is a messenger RNA of Clonostachys byssicola, 978 nucleotides long. The record is from the annotation of a GenBank genome assembly. Lineage: Eukaryota; Fungi; Ascomycota; Sordariomycetes; Hypocreales; Bionectriaceae.